CUUACUUGUCUACAGUACUUGCGCCACUCAUAUCUUCCAUGCAGCCGCCCUCUAAUUUUCAAGUUGCGCCUCGGGCAUCCCCCGAGUCCGCCGCGCUCUCCGCCACGUCUCAUCCGCCUCGCCACUGCGUGCGGUUUGUGAUGGAGGCGUCAUUACCUGACAUCGCAGCCAAGACUGGCGAUGAUAGCAAUAACAGUGUGCCACACAACGCCACUCCAGGUAUCCGUCUCUCAGUCAAACCUGUUCCUGUGGCCGGUUCUACUGCCCUCAAUUAUCGGAUGGUCUCCUCUAGCGCUAUGAUAGAGUGCGAAGACCCUAGUGCAUUACAAUCUCGACAUCAGACGUCGUUUAUAUGCCAUCCGGAAGGACGAUCCGAAGCAUUCCGAGUCCAGGCGACCUUUUCUGUGCGGCGUCUUCGUAAUGACGAGUUUCAAGCCCACUCGAUCAGGCCGUCUUCACUAGACCAAAUCCAACCAGAGCAUCGUCUCGAAGAUCGACUGCUUGACGGACACGCCACACGCGAUCGUGUACCCGACGCAACACCGCACUUACCCGGCCUAGCGGAGAUGGAGCAGUCGGCGAUCACCUUGCUAUCGCGUAUGCGCGCAAGCAGAACCCGUUCCGCGGUUGCGAAUCCCCAAGCGCCAUCGUCAUCGUCAGUCCUGCCCGACGCAGAGGACGAUGCCGCUUCUAGCGAAUACGAGGACUCGCAAGACGGAGCUACAGGAGACAUCAGUGACCAUAAUGAUGUCGAUCUACAUCGUGAACCAGGACUUGUUGAGCCUGGGCGCAUGAAUGCCUCCGUGGAGCACCCCAGUGAGGCAGCACCGUUCCAGGUAUACAGCGUUUCGGGCCCUAAAAGCAAGAAAAGGUCGAAACGGAGGACCCCCUGGGCUGAACGGCGCACAUUGCUCGGGAGCCCACGCAGACAGGUGGGGGCACCCAUCUCAUGUGGAUACAAUGGCUGCAAGCGGUCGUUCUUGCGCAAGGCGGACCUCCGUCGUCAUGAGGCGGCUCAUGAUCGCAGGGGCGGGUGGAAAUGCAUGCUGUGCGGCACCGUCCUUUCUCGACAUGACGCCGGCAUGCGGCACAGCACUGGGCGGCAUAAGGGCGAGAAGCCACUCCUCGAGUUUCUCGAUGUCAUUGACGAAUGAGGCCAGGCUUGAGCCCUAGCCGCCCGGCCAAAUGAGCUAAGUAUGCGAACCAUAUAUUGACGACCUGUAUGCCAUAUGCAUAUGCGUGCUGGGACAGUUGGACCUGGCGUUCUUGUACUGUCAUGAUGCUUAUAACAGUGUA
Messenger RNA from Fomitopsis serialis, 1296 nucleotides. RefSeq lists its product as uncharacterized. The coding region runs from base 39 to 1154 and encodes 371 amino acids. NCBI's taxonomy places the organism in Eukaryota, Fungi, Basidiomycota, Agaricomycetes, Polyporales, Fomitopsidaceae. The record is from RefSeq and is a predicted model, not a curated record. The transcript has 2 exons.